AUGAAAGCGAUCACGAAGAACUUUCGGCUUGGAUUUGGCUCAUUUAUCGAUAAAAAACUUAUGCCAUUCGUGGAUCCUCGACCGGAAAAGCAGUUAUCGCCUUGUCCAGAACAAUGUGCGCAACCAUAUGGCUUCAAAAAUCAGAUGAGCCUUACUAUGGAUACCGCAAGGUUUUCGAAAGAGGUUGAAGAAGCUGAAAUUUCUGGCAAUUUGGAUGCUCCAGAAGGUGGCUUCGAUGCUGUUGUACAAGCAUUGACAUGCAACAGCAGCAUUGGUUGGCGUGAACGUGCACGUAAAAUGAUUGUCUUCUCGACUGAUGCUGGAUUCCACUAUGCUGGCGACGGACGGGUACGUUUCGCAUCGUUUCAUUCUGCAGCAUAUAAAAUGGGUUUAAAACGUACUGGCUUAACCCCGCUGAUAACUUCGAAUGUUUGUACAUGGGAGGAAUUCAUUCAGAUGGCUGGCGUUGUUGUGCCGAACGAUGGACAUUGUCAUCUGGACAAGCAUGGCUACUACACGAAGUCUCUGGAUCAGGAUUACCCAUCAAUCGCUCUCCUCCAUCAAAAAAUAAAAGAACGAAAAGCAAAUAUUAUUUUUGCAGUCACCGAGAAAAAUAAGGAUCUUUACAAGCAGCUCAGCGAUGCGUUACCAGAUGUGAGCAGUUCGGUUGGUGUUCUGGCAGACGACUCGAGAAAUAUUGUCACUCUCAUCGAAGAAGAGUACAACAAAAUCUCACAAAAAAUUAUCAUGGUCGAUAACGCGAAUGCCAGUCAGGGAUUGCGGCUUUCUUAUCGUUCAAAAUGCCUCGACGGGCAUUCACUGAAAGAGACCAAUGUGUGUGAUGGGAUCAAAGUGGGCGAUGAAGUAUCAUUCGAGGUGACGCUGGAAUCGACACACUGCGUGAAGGAGCGCGAUUUUGAAUUGAAAAUUGGCCCGAGUGGCUUGGAUGAAACACUUCAAGUUGACGUUCAUGUACAGUGUGAUUGCGAUUGCGAAACCGAAGUAAUUUUCUUGUUUUUACCGAAGUGCUUGUUCUUUGGGCUGGUUUAA
Molecule: messenger RNA, 1050 nt
Organism: Gongylonema pulchrum
Lineage: Eukaryota; Metazoa; Nematoda; Chromadorea; Rhabditida; Gongylonematidae
Source: the annotation of a GenBank genome assembly